CCGCCUGUCCGCCCCUUCGGCCCUUCCCCAUUCGCCGGCCGCCGCCGCCUGUCCGCCCCUUCGGCCCUUCCCCAUUCGCCGGCCGCUGCCUGCCCGCCUCCGCCUUCCAUCCGGCCAUCCGCCGCGCUCAUCCCCACGGGGAGCAAGAGGAAAGCCGCGGUCCGCGGAGGUCGGAGCCGUCAAUUUCCUCAGCAAAUCGAAGCCCGUAGGCCGUAGCCGUCCCGCAGGGGUGACCCCCCCUCCUAGCGAUUCACCGACGGCCCCCGCGAGCGCCCACCUCGAGGUCGCACCUAGCCCCUAGGGCUCCCCCGCCGCCGCCGCCGCCGCCGUCGCCGCAGCAGGAGGGCAUACACCGCCAUGGCGGGCAGGCUCCUCGCCAAUCUGAUCGUCAUGGGCGGAACCGUGGUGGGUAGGGCCAUGCUCCAGGCUUAUCGCCAAGCCAUUGUCAAUGCAAACAAAACAGGAGCUGCUCAAGAAGCUAUAAACGGUAUUAGACGGUCUAGCAAGGUCAUGACCGAGCAAGAAGCCCGGCAGAUACUUGGUAUCAGUGAAAAAUCGUCUUGGGAAGAGAUCGUUCAGAAGUAUGACACGAUGUUUGAGAGGAAUGCCAAGAAUGGGAGCUUCUAUAUUCAGUCAAAGGUUCAUCGUGCCAAAGAAUGUCUGGAAGCUGUGUAUCAAAAGCCUGAUGUCACAAACUGAGACCGUGUAGAGACCUAGCUUCCAUUUGAAGCAUUAUGUCUGAUUGAUUGAUGUGCCGGUGCAGCUAGAGUUCAUGUUUUUUUUUUAAGUUAUAUUUAGUGAUCAGGUUAAUUGGUUGUAAUGGUAGGCAGCUUUGAUGGAUUCAGAAUAAGUUUAACAAAGAGAUGAAAUUUUGACUGAUUCUCA
Panicum virgatum (switchgrass) is the source of this 885-nucleotide messenger RNA. RefSeq names its product mitochondrial import inner membrane translocase subunit PAM16 like 2-like. Gene Ontology annotation, cellular component: TIM23 mitochondrial import inner membrane translocase complex. Gene Ontology annotation, biological process: protein import into mitochondrial matrix. The transcript is spliced from 4 exons. The record is from RefSeq and is a predicted model, not a curated record. Bases 358 to 699 code for a protein of 113 amino acids. NCBI's taxonomy places the organism in Eukaryota, Viridiplantae, Streptophyta, Magnoliopsida, Poales, Poaceae.